Poeciliopsis prolifica (blackstripe livebearer) is the source of this 1066-nucleotide messenger RNA. RefSeq names its product endonuclease domain-containing 1 protein-like. The record is from RefSeq and is a predicted model, not a curated record. Gene Ontology annotation, molecular function: hydrolase activity; metal ion binding; nucleic acid binding. The transcript is spliced from 2 exons. NCBI's taxonomy places the organism in Eukaryota, Metazoa, Chordata, Actinopteri, Cyprinodontiformes, Poeciliidae. Bases 81 to 950 code for a protein of 289 amino acids.
CUCCAUCUCUUGCACAUAUUUCUCCUGUCCUUCACACAAAGUGUAGCUCUGCUAUCUUGCUCCAAAGGACUGAAAGAAAGAUGGUGCCAAACGGAGCUCUGUUUCUUCUCCUCACCUGCUUUUCGGGCCUGGUUCAUGGCGAGGUUGCUGCAAACUUUAGCAGCUGUCUUGAGUUCUUCUACAGAAACGAACCACCCAAAGGCAUCACUGGACCAGAGUAUCGGCAUAUCUGCCAGUUGUACCGUAACGCCUACCGCUUUGCCACCCUCUACGACUCAAAGUAUCGGACACCGCUGUACUCUGCCUAUAAACUCCACAGCCCAGAUGGGAAGAGACCUAAACCUGAAUGGAUGAUUGAGCCUCAGUUGGCAAACAGCAAAGGUAACAAAAAUAUGAUGUACAUCGAAAACCCAGAUCAAAAUGUGAAGGAGAGCCAGGCCGUGAAUGAUGACUACAAACACUCCGGCUAUACCAGAGGCCAUCUCGCCCCCAGCAGCCACCAAGCGACAAUGGACGAUCGGAAUGCCACUUUUACCCUGACAAACAUCGUUCCUCAAACAGCUACCUCCAAUAACCAGGACUGGAGCAAGUUUGAACAGAAGAUGUCGGCCAGAUUUAAAAAUGUCUGCAAAGAUAAAUUGUAUGUAAUUACCGGGAUCAUCCCUUAUAAGUCAGGAGAGCACAAAAUCAAAGAUAGGGUGUUCAUUCCCGAGUACAUAUGGUCUGCUUACUGCUGCGACGACAAUAAUGUUGGACAGGAUCAGGGAAAAUACUUCCGCACUUACGCUGCUGUGGGAAGAAACGAUCCCAACAGUGGAGAUGAUGUGGUGGAGAAAAAGAAAUCAGGCUAUGAUGUUAAGGAGAUGCCCUUAGAGGAACUGGAGCUGAUCCUGAAAAAGAAGCUAAACAUGAACAUAGCUCUGUUUGAUGGGCACUGUGGAGCUAAGUAGCAAGAAGCUCAAUUUAUUCCAGAACAAAAGUGGAGCAUUUUUACUGAUGGAAAAUGAUGAUGGUUUUUCAAUGUAUUCUUUGCAUCAUCUUUUAAUAAAGCAUUUCUUGGCAUGAA